Messenger RNA from Thrips palmi, 3827 nucleotides. It is a transcript of the gene sip3, whose product is annotated as E3 ubiquitin-protein ligase synoviolin B. The record is from RefSeq and is a predicted model, not a curated record. Gene Ontology annotation, cellular component: cytoplasm. The transcript has 13 exons. Lineage: Eukaryota; Metazoa; Arthropoda; Insecta; Thysanoptera; Thripidae. Bases 112 to 2049 code for a protein of 645 amino acids.
CCAAUGACAGCAGAUAUACGUGGUCCCCGUCCCCAACAAAAACAUAGGCGAGCUGACGACGGCUACAGAUUGUUUGGAUGGUGCCGAGUGUUUUGAUCCGCUCACGUCAUAAUGAGGGCGGCUAGCAUAACAUUUAUUAGCCUGGCAUUAACUUCAGCCGUCGUAGGAAAUGCAUUUUAUCACAAGAAACAGUUUUAUCCAUCGGUGGUGUAUAUCACUAAAUCUAACCCCAGUAUGGCGGUGAUAUACAUCCAAGCACUUGUUGUAGUUGUUCUAAUGGGUAAGCUAAUGCAAAAGGUUUUCUUUGGACAACUUCGAGCUGCUGAAUUUGAGCAUUUGGCUGACCGUUCAUGGUACGCUGUAACAGAAACGUGCCUGGCAUUUACCCUCUUCCGGGACGACUUUGCUCCAAGAUUUGUUGCUCAAUUCAUACUCCUUCUAUUUCUGAAAGCGUUCCAUUGGCUUGCAGAAGAUCGUGUUGAUUUUAUGGAAAGGAGCCCAAUUAUAUCAUGGAUAUUCCAUCUUCGAGUUAUCUCAUUAAUGUUUGUCCUCAGUAUUCUGGAUCUUUAUUUUGUGAACCAUGCAUAUGAGUCUACAGUUUCUGGAGGAGCCAGUGCUCAGAUUGUUUUUGGAUUUGAGUACAUGAUACUUCUAAUGAUUGUCGUGAACAUCGGAAUUAAGUAUGUCUUGCACACAAUAGACCUUAAUUCAGAAAAUCCUUGGGACAACAAAGCUGUGUUUCUGCUCUACACUGAAGUUGUGAUGGGCUUGUUUAAGGUUGUGCUCUAUUUUACAUUCCUUAUUAUAAUGGUACGCAUCUUUACAUUGCCCCUGUUUUUGUUUCGACCAAUGUAUUACACACUAAGGUCAUUCCGAAAGGCAAUUAAUGAUGUAAUUUUGUCCCGGCGAGCCAUUCGAAAUAUGAACACUCUUUAUCCCGAUGCCACCCCUGAAGAGUUGUCUGCUGCAGAUAAUGUGUGCAUCAUUUGCCGUGAAGAAAUGCUUACUGCAUCCAAAAAGCUGCCAUGUAAUCAUAUAUUUCACACAUCUUGCCUACGCUCAUGGUUCCAACGUCAGCAGACAUGUCCUACAUGUCGUCUUAAUAUUUUACGCAUUCCUGGAGAACGUAACACUGCUGCUAAUCCUGCAGCAGGUGCGGAAGCUCAGGCACCACAUGCACCAGAUGUUCCUCCCGUUCCUCAUCCUGGUCUUCAAAAUCCGUUUGUCAAUGGCGUCUUUCCAGGAAUGUUCCCAUUCUGGCAGCAGCAAUUCAACCUGCAACCACCAAAUCCUUUACCCAACCAGCCACACCAUCCACCAGGCCAUCCUCCCCAGCAGGAGCCAUCUACCUCCUCAGGGUCUGCAUCUGGACCACAGCCAGGACUUAAUGCUAUGCCACCACCAUUUCCUCCUAUGCCACCUGGCUUUGGCCUUCCCUUUUUCUACCCACCUUUUCCACCUACUCCUAUGCCGCCGCCAUUUGGUAUACCACCACCUAUGCCACCUCCAGGAUUAGCUCAUCUAAAUGAUGAAGAGCUGCAAAGGAUGGAAUGUGCUGCUCGAGAAGGGAUUGCAGCACGGUUGCAGUGCCUCCAAAACAUCCAGCAAUUAUUGGAUGCAGCUGUUCUCCUAAUGCAGCAGUAUUCUAAUGCAGCUGCCACAGCUGCAACAAAUUUGGUUCACGUGCCACUUGUGCCCCAAAUGCCAACCGCAUCGGCGGCGCCCACUGCCGCCACUCCAACUUCAUCCACCUCCAGUUCCUCUUCCAAUGCAUCCGCAACUAUACCAUCCUCGCAGCCAAGCAGCAGCACAAACAGGAACACACCUGCAAAUGUAAAAACACACAGCUCGGAAGUUCCAAGUAGCAGUAGAUCUGAAGAAUUAAAAGCAUCUACUGAUGUCAAAAUUUCACCAAGAUCAGAAGGUACACCAGACAGUACCGCUACUAGCAGCAGUCCAUCAGUUGCAACAGGACUAUCAAGAGAGCAAGAUGAAAUUAGAAGGCGACGUCUACAAAAAUUUUCAGGAAAUCCUGAACCCUUGGACUGAGUAUAAAGUAAAAUUGUUAUAGAAAUUUUAUGCUUUUUUUCCUCUUUGUGCUUAAUUUUGAAAAACUGGUUAAUGUUGCUCUUUUGGGAGUCUCCCUUUGUUUGACUUGUGUUAUUGAGAAAGUUUUUCACAAAACUCAGGUACCUGUCAUUCUGCCUCUGUUAAGAAAAAUUAACACUUGUAAGGUCUCUUCUCUGUCUCUUACCAAUAUUUUGGAUCCCCUCUUUUGUUUAUUUUUGUUUGUUUAUUUGUUUAACAAUUGUUGUCUUUGUAAAUAUAUAGAUACAGUACUGUACCUUUAACUUAAGGUAUAAUUUUUCUUUUUUUCGUUUUCCUUCUUCUGCAUCUGUUAAAAUUAGACCCAAACAGUAAUUUUGUUCACAUUGAGUUUUUGAGUUUAUUUGCAGAAAUAAAAUAUAAUAAUUGAAUGUUCUUUACAUGCGUAGCGAUGAUGCUCGUAAUGUUCGAUUCCAGUGGAGUUUCGGCUUAUUUUCUGAACUCGUCUGUACUUGUCUCUGUGUAAUGUGGAGUGUGGUAAAAUGUGGUGCUUUCUCAAUUCAUAAAUGAAAUUUCAUACAAAUUCUAUGAAUGUUAAUGCUAAUUCUGUUUGAAACCAGCACAUUUCCAUUCAAUUCUGUUUUCAAUAAUAUGUUGCAUUCUCUGUUUUUUCAUGAACUGAAAAUUUUCUGGUAUCCUAUAGAACACAUUGGAAACUGAAAUCGCUCACUGAAAAGAAGUUAGUUGGUGUGUUUCUGCCAAAGCAUGUAAAACGUUUGUGAGGUCAAUAAGUCUGUUUUCUUUAGUUUUAUUUUGUGUUUAAGGUGUGCUUAUAUGUUGUUAAAAAUGUGUUUUGUAAAUACAUGUUGUUAAGGGAAAUGUGCACAAAAUAUAUUGGAACACCUCUUAUUGAUGACUUUAGUCCAGAAUUAACAGGCAAGGUACCCAAUAUGCAUUAUUGUUUCUGUUUUUGUUCUGUAGUCACCAGGGAAUUCGUUUGUCCUUCUGGGAGAUUUGAAUUUGCUCUAUUGUGUUUGAAAUUUUAUGAAAAUGUCUUUAUUGUUUGUUUUAAGUAUACAGUGCUUGGUUUUGAUUCCUUUUAGGCAUAUUAUUUGUCAUCAGAUGUAGAUUGAAUUAGUUGGGAAGGGGGGUUUGUUGACUCUUACUAUUUAGUCACUAGGUAAGGAAAAUACAUUAAUCUUGAAGCCCCAUCCUUGUAUUGUUUCUGGGGAUGAGAUGCAUUCCAGUUAAGGAUGCUGUUAAGUCUUUUAUUUUCAAAAUGUUCAUAAUCAAUACAAAAUACAAUACUUCUUAUCUUUUUGUUAUCAUGCGUUUCGUUACUUUGUGAUAGUAAUUUAAAUAUUUAUGCUCCCUGUCUAGGGGUGGUGAUACAAUGAAAAGUUUCCCCCAUACCAUUGAACAUUGAAAUCGAGAAGUAUAUCAUAACAUUGAAUCACUUCCAAAAGUGAUGAAUCAUGUAAAUAUAUACUGUAAUUAGUUCAUCCUACUUUAUCCUUCUUCUGGGACUAAAUGCCAGCAAACCUUUUUUUUUUUCUAUCUUAUAGUCAGAGUGUAGUAAAACUUCUGGUGCAUUAGUUGGAGUACUUAUUUGUAUUAUAUUUUGUCUCUUUUGGUUCUUGAAAUGACAUCUGUGGUCAUAAACUUCCUUUCCUUUCCUGAAUAUAUGCAAGUGUAUUUGGUUGCUCCCUUCCCGGAUAAAAAGUACUGUUGUAGCUUUAUUUAUUCUGUGCAAAGUGUAUUAAAUGUAUGAUGAACAUGUU